AUGCACGUUCGUGUAUCGUCUGGCCGGUUCCUAGGGUACUUAGUGACGCAUCGAGGCACACCACGCCAAAUCAAAGCCAUUCUCGAGAUGAAGUCGCCUUCCAAAGUGAAGGAGAUACAAAGCCUGACGGGCAGAGCAGCGGCCCUUAACAGAUUCCUCUCAAAGUCUACCGACAAGUGCAGACCAUUCUUCAAAGCUUUGAAGAAAGGACAAAAAGACAAAUGGGACGAAGAGUGCGAAGUAGCUUUCCAGAAUCUAAAGACCUACCUUACUUCACCUCCCCUUGCUCUCAAAGCCAGUUCCUGGUGA
Messenger RNA from Prunus armeniaca (apricot), 309 nucleotides. Lineage: Eukaryota; Viridiplantae; Streptophyta; Magnoliopsida; Rosales; Rosaceae. The record is from the annotation of a GenBank genome assembly.